GUGCGCUGCAAUGUGUUCAAACACCUACAGCUGGAAAAACUCACGCAAGGGGGACGCACGUCGUGCAAGCCCCCAUGCCACCAGACCUGCAUCCCUACACUUUCACCAGUACUCAUGCACGCUAUGUGCACGUCAUAUACAGCUCGCAGCUCGAGGCCAAGCAUCAAAAUAACUUAUUUAAACCAUUUAUGAGCCAUCCUUUUUUUUAAAAUCCGGAAGGCAAACCACCAAAAAAAUAUUAAUCAAGUAGAAAAGAGAGGGGGACUAGGACAUGUUUGUCAGCUAAGAGAGACCUUGGAAUGAAAUUUGGAAGACAAAUGACCUGAAAUCCGUCAUCCAUUAAAACGUUAGAGAUGUAGUGAGCUCGCCAAUUUGCAUCCCUGAAAACGUGGCUGAAGACAAUCUGCUUCUCAAUCAUCAGAAAUUGCACUAAAUAGGAGUAAAAACGUUUUAAAAUUCCAAAAUAGGAGUAUCAUGUUUUUUAUUCCCUGAAUAAGAGUAAUCUGCCAAGUUUAGAAGAAAUGUCAUGUUUAAAAGCUUUGUAAUGUCAAACUUGGCAGAAAUUUACUCCUAUUCAGGGAAUAAAAAACAUGAUACUCCUAUUUUGGAAUUUCAAAACGUUUUUACUCAUAUUUAGGGAAUUAUCUCCUCGCCAUUUACCAUGAAAUCUUCGAUAGAGAGAUUAUCUCAAGGACUUCAAUCGAAUCUGUCUCUACCUCGAAUCCAUGGAAUCUUUGCUCAAUCGCCCAAGUAACUGAUAGUCGAAGUGCUUCCAUCUCCGCCUCCAAACUGAAUCGAGCAGAAAUAGGAAAGUGUAGUGCGAAGAAUCCCUCAUCAACGCUCCAGCUGUAGCACCAUCAACGGAAUAGGAAGCGUCCACAUUAAGUUUAUACUCCAGUAAAGCUAGGAAACGGAAUAGCAGUACUAAAAAGGAUUCGAUUAUUUAAUGUUCAGACUCCGGAGGUAUAUGUAUAUAUGACGGGUUAAAAUUAAAACAAGAAAAAUCACACGAAAGAAUUUAAGAUUUCAAGGAGGCUGGUGAUUUGCGCAAGCAGGAGUUAGAGCUUAGAAAGCCGUACGUUAUGGGGAAGCCUCAUCGAUUCCCAGGCGUGAGCGAAGAGUUGCAGAAGCUUGUGGAUGCGGAUAUGGACUUCGUCGAUGCCAGGCGUCGUGCGCGCGAAGCAUUUAAGCAUAUUCAGCUCUCAGUCGAUCAUAUUUUGUUUAAGACACCUUCUGAUGGAUUAAAGAUGGAGGAGUCUUAUGAGGUCAACUCUAGAGGAUUAGAGGUUUUCUGCAAAAGUUGGCUCCCAGAGACGAUUUCCCCCAAAGCAGUGAUAUGCUUUUGUCACGGUUAUGGAGAUACUUGCACAUUUUUCUUUGAAGGGGUUGCCUGGAAGUUGGCGAGUGUGGGAUAUGGUGUGUUUGCCAUGGACUAUCCUGGUUUUGGUCUUUCUGAAGGUCUACAUGGCUACAUACCAAGUUUUGACAACCUGGUUGAUGAUGUCAUUGAGCAUUACUCUAAAGUUAAAGAGAACCCCAAACUACGUAAUCUGCCCAGCUUCCUUUAUGGAGAAUCAAUGGGUGGUGCAGUAGCUCUGAAGAUGCACUUGAAGCAACCCGAUUCAUGGAACGGUGCUAUUCUUUCUGCACCUAUGUGCAAAAUCGACAAGAACUUGGUUCCACCAUGGUUGUUAACGCAAGUUUUGAUCGGUGUAGCGAAAUUUCUACCAAAGCAUAAGCUCGUCCCUCUAAAUAAUUUGGGUGAUUUGGCAUUUAGGGAAGCAACUAAAAGGCAAAAGGCAGCAUAUAAUAUCAUUGCUUAUAGGCAUAAACCACGUUUGGGGACGGCCCUGGAAUUACUGAAAACAACCAAAGAGAUAGAGGAAUCACUAGAAAAGGUGUCGUUACCGCUGUUAAUCUUGCAUGGAAAGAAAGAUGUAUUGACUGAUCCAUCAGUAAGUGAAGCAUUGUAUGAGAAGGCAAGCAGUGGUGACAAGACGUUCAACCUAUACGAGGAAUCAUACCAUUGCCUGCUUGAGGGUGAGCCAGAUGAUAUGAUCCACAAAGUCUUCAAUGACAUGAUUUCUUGGCUUGAUGAUCGUAGCACUACUACAGGUUAACCAUGCACCUUUCUUGCUCACUUUUCCAGUAGUGGAAAGAAAAUCGGGGA
This is a messenger RNA of Cuscuta epithymum, 2170 nucleotides long. The record is from the annotation of a GenBank genome assembly. NCBI's taxonomy places the organism in Eukaryota, Viridiplantae, Streptophyta, Magnoliopsida, Solanales, Convolvulaceae.